Castor canadensis (American beaver) is the source of this 1413-nucleotide messenger RNA. The record is from RefSeq and is a predicted model, not a curated record. Lineage: Eukaryota; Metazoa; Chordata; Mammalia; Rodentia; Castoridae.
UUGAGUUAAAUUCCAAGAGGAAGUAGAUAGGAAUGGGACCCAUUGUACAGCUGGAGCAACUACUUUUACUUCAGAGCAGAGCUGGUGUGACAUUUAUGCACUGCUUUUUUUUUUUUAAUUCCACUCAAACCUGGAAGAGUGCCUUGACUUGAAGGUGUCAAGUCAGGAGUACAAGGACAAGAAGAGAAAUCCAGUUCUAGAUUUGCCAUUAAGACCUUAUGUGACCUUGGGCACAUAAUCAUUUCCUUUCUUUAUUUUCUUUAUCUGCAAAAUGAAGAGGUAGAGGAAUGAUCUCCAAGCUCUAUGAGUCUUGUAUUGGCAGGAAAAGGUCAGAAAUAGGGUUUGGAACGAUCUUGCUAGAAAGGGCUGCCAGUGCACUAUAGGUUGGAGACUCUGAGGAUGGGAAGGUGGGACAAGGCCGCUAACUGGUGACAUGGCCAACCCUGCUGUGCUGUGUCUAUCCUCAGGUAUGGCAAGAGAGUGGCAGACAUCAAGGAGAGCAAGGAACAUGUAAUUGCAAACAGCGGCCAGUUUCAUUGUCAACGGCGGCAAUUUUUGCGGAUGUCUGUGAAGGAGCUGGAGACUGUGUUAACUGAUGAGCCAGGUCUACUGGGUCCUAAGGCUCUUUUUGCUUUCAUGGCCCUGUCCUUCAUUCGUGAUGAGGUCACCUGGCUGGUUCGCCAUACAGAAAAUGUUACCAAGACAAAGACACCUGAGGACUACACUGACUCGAGCAUUGCAGAGCUACUUUUCUUGUUGGAGGAGAUUAGGGCUUUGGUACGAAGACACAUCAAAGUGAUACAACAAUAUCAUCUUCAGUACCUGGCCAGAUUUGAUGCUCUUGUGCUCAGUGACAUCAUUCAGAACCUGUCUGUGUGUCCAGAGGAGGAGUCCAUCAUCAUGUCCUCAUUCGUCAGUACCCUCUCCAAUCUGAAUCUCAAACAAGUUGAUAAUGGAGAGAAAUUCGAAUUCUCUGGAUUAAGGCUAGACUGGUUUCGCCUGCAGGCCUAUACCAGUGUGGCAAAGGCUCCCCUGCACCUGCAUGAGAACCCUGACUUAGCCAAGGUGAUGAACCUCAUUGUUUUUCAUUCCCGAAUGUUGGACUCAGUAGAGAAAGUGCUGAUGGAAACUUCUGACCUUUCUACUUUCUGGUAUGUCCUGGUUCAGACUUCUUUAUCAAUUCACUUGAUCUUUUGCCUGAGCUCUGUAAUGACUAUAAUUCCUCUAGACAGAUGGGAAAUUCUCUUUUUCUUUUUGAUCUUAAUGGCAGAUGCUUGAUGCCACAGCUCACUCAUGCCAGCUUCUAACACUAAUCCUAAGUGAUAGGAUUGAAGUUGAUCCCCAUUUGUUCCAUAUUCAUCCUUGUGAGGAAAGCCAUUCGGACUUUACACAGCCUUGCCUGCUCUAGGCUAA